This is a messenger RNA of Pan troglodytes (chimpanzee), 1953 nucleotides long. RefSeq names its product methyltransferase 2A, tRNA N3-cytidine (gene METTL2A). The transcript is spliced from 10 exons. The record is from RefSeq and is a predicted model, not a curated record. Lineage: Eukaryota; Metazoa; Chordata; Mammalia; Primates; Hominidae. Gene Ontology annotation, molecular function: tRNA (cytidine-N3)-methyltransferase activity. Bases 603 to 1739 code for a protein of 378 amino acids.
AGUCUCACUCUGUUGCCCAGGCUGGAGUGCAGUGGUGUGAUCUCGGCUCACUGCAACCUCCGCCUCUAGGGUUCAAGCCAUUCUUCUGCCUCACCCUCCCGAGAACCUGGGACUACAGAGCUGAAUAUAGAAGCUGGAAAUUGCCCUGUUUCUUCCCGCUGCUUGCUACCUUCUUCAGUUCUGGACAUCGGCUCCGCAGUGGAACUAGGUAGCCUCAACUCUUAUAAUGAUUCAAGAUUUUUCCUGUUUUACAACUUGAGGGAAGCUGGGGAACCUGUUAAGAGGAUCCCAGCAUUGAACUGGGUCUCAAGUGGAAUGUCUCCCACUUUCUGCCUAACCUGCACGUCCAUCAGCACCUCAUCAAUGAGAAACGACUCCUCCGGGGAGAAUUUCCCCCUGCCUGGUCCCCUUCCCUAGAGAGCCCUUCGCCAACCCUGGGACAGCCCCAAACGACAGCUCCCGAGCGCCACCCGGACCAGACUCCAGGGCCGCCCGGUCCCGCCACCCUUUUUCCCGCCCAGACUCCGCGUCUUCUGAAAGAGGGCGUGACCCGCAGGAAGUUCUCGCGUUACGGAAAGUAAAGUGUUUCCGGCUCCGGUGUCAUGGCCGGCUCCUACCCUGAAGGUGCACCUGCAGUCCUCGCCGAUAAGAGGCAGCAGUUCGGAAGGCGGUUCCUGAGCGAUCCCGCGCGCGUCUUCCACCACAAUGCCUGGGACAAUGUGGAGUGGUCGGAAGAGCAAGCCGCGGCGGCGGAGAGAAAAGUCCAGGAGAACAGUAUCCAGCGGGUGUGCCAGGAGAAACAAGUUGAUUAUGAGAUCAAUGCCCACAAAUACUGGAAUGACUUCUACAAAAUCCACGAAAAUGGGUUUUUCAAGGAUAGACAUUGGCUUUUUACCGAAUUCCCUGAGCUGGCACCUAGCCAAAAUCAAAAUCAUUUGAAGGAUUCGUUCUUGGAGAACAAGAGUGAAGUAUCUGAAUGUAGAAACAAUGAGGAUGGACCUGGUUUAAUAAUGGAAGAACAGCACAAGUGUUCUUCGAAGAGCCUUGAAUAUAAAACACAGACACCUCCUAUGGAGGAGAAUGUAACUCAGAAAAUUAGUGACCUGGAAAUUUGUGCUGAUGAGUUUCCUGGAUCCUCAGCCACCUACCGAAUACUGGAGGUUGGCUGUGGUGUGGGAAACACAGUCUUUCCAAUUUUACAAACGAACAAUGACCCAGGACUCUUUGUUUAUUGCUGUGAUUUUUCUUCCACAGCUAUAGAACUGGUCCAGACAAAUUCAGAAUAUGAUCCUUCUCGGUGUUUUGCCUUUGUUCACGACCUGUGUGAUGAAGAGAAGAGUUACCCAGUGCCCAAGGGCAGUCUUGAUAUUAUCAUUCUCAUAUUUGUUCUUUCAGCAAUUGUUCCAGACAAGAUGCAGAAGGCUAUCAACAGGCUGAGCAGGCUUCUGAAACCUGGCGGGAUGAUGCUUCUGCGAGAUUACGGCCGCUAUGACAUGGCUCAGCUUCGGUUUAAAAAAGGUCAGUGUCUAUCUGGAAAUUUCUACGUGAGAGGUGAUGGAACCAGAGUUUACUUCUUCACACAAGAGGAACUGGACACGCUUUUCACCACUGCUGGACUGGAAAAAGUUCAGAACCUGGUGGAUCGCCGACUGCAGGUGAACCGAGGGAAGCAACUGACAAUGUACCGGGUUUGGAUUCAGUGCAAAUACUGCAAGCCCCUUCUGUCCAGCACCAGCUGAGAGGCACCUGCUACCAACACGAUGCAAGCCCAUUGUGUUUCCGGGCUUUUUUAAAAAAAAAUUUGUAGCACUGGGCAUGGUGCAUGCCUGUAAUCCCAGCCACUCAGGAGGCUGAGGCGGGGAGGAUCCAUUGAGCCCAGCAGUCCAGCCUGGACAAAAUAGUGAGAGACCCUGUAUCUGAAAGUAAUAAUAAAAAUAAAAAGAAUAUAAAUGA